Actinia tenebrosa (Australian red waratah sea anemone) is the source of this 1679-nucleotide messenger RNA. RefSeq names its product histamine H2 receptor-like. Gene Ontology annotation, cellular component: membrane. The record is from RefSeq and is a predicted model, not a curated record. NCBI's taxonomy places the organism in Eukaryota, Metazoa, Cnidaria, Anthozoa, Actiniaria, Actiniidae. Gene Ontology annotation, biological process: G protein-coupled receptor signaling pathway. Gene Ontology annotation, molecular function: G protein-coupled receptor activity.
AAUAAAACACACACACACGUUUUUAACCCAAAGGUCAGGCCCAAUGUUCCAAUAUAAAAGGAGACUUCAUUGUUCGGCCUUGAAUAUAUUACAGUUUGCAGCGUGCUACCCGAUUUCUGUUUCAGAUCUCAGAUUUAGACCCACAUGUACAGGGUUUUUUUUUUUUUUAAAGGUGAAAAUAUAAAAGGGAUUUUUCCUCAUCCUAUGAGAUAUCAAUCUGUAUUUCACCUUACAGUUCCUGACACGAAUGAAAAACGUCUGCGAAAUGUCUUCAUCCUAUCGUGAAGAUAUGUAAAUUUGACUUUCCGACAAGCCUAACAAAUGGACUUUACAAAAUGCUAAACCUUAGAGUUAGUGUUUAAGUUUGAGGUUAUUGUCUUUAUUAACACAGUAUCUUGGUCUCACAAAAGUAUAAUCGCGAAUUUGUUUCUAUACUUGAAGAAAACGAACACUUAGUUUCUUAUCAUAAAAACUCUCCUAAAUUAUUAGGAGAGGACUGAGAAUCACGCAUGCGUUUGUCACGCGUUUGUCUCUGGUGUUAAUUUCUAUUGACCAAGUAGAACAUUCGGACUUAGUGAACCAAUAACACGUAUCGCUGUUACAAUUUUGAGCCUUACUGUAAGAAAAGACAAUCUUAGAGUGUGAUUUAACUGACGUGCUUCCGCUGCUAAUGACAAGUUGGAAUAUCAGGAUGAAUGGAACCAACGCAUCGAGUACUGCACAAGAAACUGAAAUUGAUACAUUAUACUUCACGGUCAAAGCCAUCAUCUGUGUCAUCACUGUGCUAGGAAACGCACUGGUAAUAUUCCUUAUUAUCAAGUCUAGACGGUUACGAGUUCUACCAAACACGUUUAUCGUAACACUUGCUAUAGCUGAUAUGCUUGUUGGCGCGAUCAUAACUCCAACAGAACUUGCUUGCAAAUACUGGAAUGGACAUUGUGACAUUUUGCUGCAAAGAUUAACAUAUGAUAUCUUGUAUCAUUUAUCUGCAACGAACCUUUGUGCUUUGACUUUAGAUCGUUUUAUCGCUACUGUACGACCUCUUAAAUAUCCAUUUAUCAUGACUUUGGAAAAAGUGGUCAUGAUUGAAUUAAUAGCUUGGAUUUCGGCCGGUGUGACGUCGUUCACGUCGUAUACACUCAUAAUCCAUGGAUUAUCUUACGAAGGUAUCCAAAUUUUGGAUUUAGUAAUCUUCCAAAUUCUUCCAUCGAUUUUAUUAGUGAUUAUUUAUAUCCGAAUGACUUACGUUGUUACAAAAUUAAACAAAAACCAAAUUCAACAGAUUAACCAGAUAAGCUUCAAUUAUGGUAGAACGGUGUCUAGAGGAGCUAAAACAAGCUUGACAGUAAAAAUGACUGGUGUGAUCAUUAUCGUCUUUAUUUCUUGCUAUAUUCUCGCUGUAGGCCGCCGACUUUAUUUCUUAUUUACGAGGAAAAAUAUUCCUUAUCCAGUGGUGAGAAAAAUGUCAAGGACCUUGCUGAAUGUCAACUCUGCAGUGAAUGUUUUCGUUUAUGGUUUGAUGAAGGGAGAUUUCAAGAAAGAACUCAAAAGGAACCUGAAAUGUCUGUAUUUUUAUUCAAAUAAUAAUUCGAAUAGCUUCUGCGAGGAACACAUGGAAAUGAGACGAUUAUGAUAUAGAAAAAUCAAAUGAGAAAGUAAAAUAAAUAAAAAUGGACAAA